AUGGCCGAUCCAGUCCUUCCCUAUCCUUUUCCCAGUAAUGUUCAUGUCCUAAGUUCGGUAACUAUCAAGCUCAAUGAUAGCAAUUACCUGUUGUGGAAGACUCAGUUUGAGUCUCUGUUGUCGAGUCAGAAGCUCAUCGGGUUCGUGAAUGGUGGCUUAACAGCUCCUCCGGAAACCAGUCCCCUCUACGAGUCAUGGUUCUGCACAGACCAGCUGGUCCGUUCGUGGCUCUUCGGUACCUUGUCAGAGGAAGUCCUCGGGUCUGUGCACACUCUCACUACAUCUUGCGAGAUCUGGCUAUCCCUCACUGAGAACUACA
This is a messenger RNA of Microthlaspi erraticum, 319 nucleotides long. The record is from the annotation of a GenBank genome assembly. NCBI's taxonomy places the organism in Eukaryota, Viridiplantae, Streptophyta, Magnoliopsida, Brassicales, Brassicaceae.